AUGAGCAUUCAAACCGCACCCACACUCAAGAAGCUGGCAAUUCAGUCUCUGGUGAGAGAUGAGGAUUUGGCCAUAUCCUCUUUGGAGGAGCUACCCUCUGUAGUCUUCCCAGCACUGUUCAAGGGGGCAUUCACUGGCAGACAAACCAAGCUCAUAAAGGCAAUGUUGGCAGCCUGGCCUUUCCCCUGUCUCCCUGUGGGGGCAUUGAUGAAGAUGCCUAAACUGGAAAUGUUGCAAGCUCUGCUAGAUGGAAUAGACAUGCAAAUAACUCAAGGGUUUCACUCCAGGCACCUGAUGACGCCACUGAGCUCCCUUUCUGUCACUCACUACCAACUUUCACAGUCAGAUUUGGAUUCCUUCUCCCACUGCCAGAGUGUCUUUCAGCUAAAACAUCUGGAAAUUAGAGGUGUGGUUCUAACAGAUUUGGAUCUGAUGCCUAUGAAAUGUCUCCUCCAAAAAGUGGCAGAUACUCUAGAAACUCUGGAUUUUCAGGGAUGUAGGGUGAAGGACUCGCAGCUCAUUGCCCUCCUACCUGCCCUCACACAUUGCUCUCAGCUCACCAAGAUCAACUUCUACAACAAUUGCUUCUCCAUGCCCAUCCUGAAGGACCUUUUGGAGCACACAGUCAACUGGAGCAAGAUGAAUGUGGAACAAUACCCUGCCCAUCUGGAGUGCUAUGAUAGGUUGGCUCAUGUCUCCAGAGUAAGAUUUGCCCAGCUUUGUCUGCAGCUCCUGGAAACUCUCAGGGCAAUAAGGCAGCCCAAGAACAUCUCCUUUGCUACAGAUAAUUGUCCUAAAUGUGGUGAGCGCUGUGUCUAUGGCCAAAGUGCGAGAUUUUGCUUUGGUUGGCACUGA
This is a messenger RNA of Apodemus sylvaticus (European woodmouse), 855 nucleotides long. Its product is annotated as PRAME family member 12-like. The transcript is spliced from 2 exons. NCBI's taxonomy places the organism in Eukaryota, Metazoa, Chordata, Mammalia, Rodentia, Muridae. The record is from RefSeq and is a predicted model, not a curated record. Gene Ontology annotation, cellular component: cytoplasm. Bases 1 to 855 code for a protein of 284 amino acids.